Molecule: messenger RNA, 5250 nt
Organism: Caenorhabditis bovis
Lineage: Eukaryota; Metazoa; Nematoda; Chromadorea; Rhabditida; Rhabditidae
Source: the annotation of a GenBank genome assembly
AUGUCAACUGCGGCGGCAAAUGCAGUUCAGGAAAAAAACUCACCAGUAGCGGAUUCGACGGAUCCGGAGAGCAGUAAUGAUGCUUCUCAGCAACAGCCCCCAAUGGAAUCAUCGAGUGGCACUGACAAAUAUGAAGCAUCGGUGUCAGAGGUUGCCGCGGCCGGUGGCAAAAAGAGCGAUGACGGUUCGCAGCAACAGCAACAAUCGGCUUCGGGAUCAUCGGUGGAGGCAUCAGCGCCGGCUGCUACGGCGGCUCCGCCGCCACCACCACCAACAACAACAGUAGCACCAGCAGCAGCACCGCCACCGCCACCACAAGCGCCAAUGCAUCCGCCAGGCGAAUGGCCACCGAGACCACAUGAUCCGUCGCAAAUUCCGCAUCCUCAUAUGGGAAUGCCGCCCAAUAUUCAUGGCUAUCCGCCGCAGUACGCACAAUACGGUGUGCCACCGAGACCGCAUCCCGGCUAUGCGUAUCCCGGAUAUCCGGGAACGUCGACAGCCGGCUAUCCGCCGCCGCCGCAUCCCGGCAACUCGCCUCAACAUCCCGGAUUGAUGAGACCGCCGCCGAUGCCGGCCGAACUCGUCCGAAUGCCGCCCGGGCCGACGCCAACCGAAUGGGCCGCGCAACAACAGAAAUUGAAAGAUCCGAACGGGCCGAACGGCAAUCCGGCGACGCCGUCAUCGAGUCAGCCAGCGGCUUCACCGGCGGCCUCAUCGAUUGCCGAGGAUUCACUCGAUGAGAAGCCGUCGGCGUCGAAUGAAUCGCCAGCGUGGCAAAAUAAAACAACGGCACCACCACCUCAUGGAAUGAUGUCGCCAAUGCACCAGGCGACACCCGGCCAAAAUGCGCCAAAUCAGCCACCAUCAUCUGUUCCGACGACACCAAUGGCCGGUGGCGUAGGCGAAAUGAAAACGGCGCCGCCAGCUGGCAAAACGCUCACGAAACAAGAGAUCGUUGAUAAAUUGGUUGGUCCCGUCAAUAAAAUGAAUCCGCCGCACGUGAUGCCCGAUAGACGGUUGUUCUUUGAGCGACUUGUCGAGUUUUGCGAGAAAAAUGGCGAACCACUUGUACAAGUUCCACAAGUAUCAAAGCAGAACAUUGAUCUACAUCGAUUAUAUAUUGGAGUGAGAAAUCGAGGAGGAUUUCAACAGGUUACCAAAGAUAAAGUUUGGAAGGUGCUGUGCACCGAAGCGAGUCCCGAAUUAUCGGAAUCGUCAGCGGCUGGCUAUCAGCUGAGAAAACACUAUCAAAAACAUUUGCUUCUUCUCGAAUGUCUUGAAACUGGAAGGAAUCCAGAGGAUGAGGUGGCUUUCGCCGACAAACUGAAACGACAACGCAAGCGACCUGAUAAUUCUGGAGCAGGCCAAGCGAAUGCGGCAGCAGCGGCUGCCGCCGUCGCGCAACAAUCAUAUCCAGGUUGUUAUCAGCUCAUCAACAAUUUUCCAUUAUUUAUUUUUCGUUUGCCGACCGAUUUCAAAUUGCCGCCUAAAUCGAAGCGUGGUACGAGGGGCGGCGGCGGCGGCGGCGGCGGCGGCGGUGGCGGCAGCAGUAGUGGUGGUGGCUCGUCGACGCCGGUUGUCGCCUCGACACCGCCACCCGGCUCAUCGGGUGACAUAAUGGCGUCGACGUCGUUCAAUUCGAAAAUGGCGGCCGCAACGGCGACGUGGUAUCCGCAAAAUCCGCAACAGGGCAACGGCUAUCUGUCGGUGGCGCAAAUGUCGACGUCGCAACGAUCGCCCAACUAUUCGAAUUAUCCGGGCGCGUUUGCGUCGAGCUAUCCGCCGAUUCCGUCGUCGAAAUCGCCGCAAAACUAUGCGAAUUAUGCGAUGAAUUAUUAUCAUCAGCAGCAGCAACAGCAAAUGAGCCGAGAGCAUUUUUAUCGAACUCGCGGGUUUUAUCCGCCACCUGGCGCACCUAUCCAACCGCCGCAUUUUAAUGAGUGGAAGCCACCCUUUUACGGCAACGGCGCUCCUCCGCCCGGUCAGCCGCCUGGACAAUUUCCACCGCAGCCAAUUCCUGGCCAACACAUGGAUCCCAACUAUUACUAUCAGCAGCAUGGCAUGAUGCCGCCGCCACAACAUCCGGGUUAUCCGGGCCAACCGCACAUGAACACGUUCUCGCCGGGACAAUACAAUCGGAUGGCGCCAGGGCAGACGCCGAUGCCGACCGAGGGCAAUUCAAGCCAUGCGGGUAGUCGCGCACCAAGUGUCACACCACAAGGUGCCGCCACCACCUCGGCGACACCCGACAGCAAUUCGCGUUUGAGCGGUGGCACCGAAACGACGACGACGAAUGAAUCGGCGACGCCGGCAGCAACCGCGACCAGUGCAUCGACGGCAACGCCGUCGGCUUCGGCUCCUGCCGCGCAACCAGACGCCGCUGUGCCUUCGACAAGUAGCGCGACACCGCAUGUGCAGCAGCAGCAGCAACCACCACCGCCGCCUCCUCCUCCUCCUCCGGCGGUUGGCCAAUACUAUCCAGGAGCACCGAAUUCGGCAAUGUACGGCAAUCGUCCGGGAUUCCCGCCGCAACCGGGACCGCCGUAUGGCUAUCCGCCGGCUGGCUAUCCGCCUCAUCCAGCCGCUCAUCCGUCGCAUCCGCAACACCAACAGUAUUUGGCGUGGCAACAACAGCAAAGGUUCCAGCAUCAACAUCAGCAACAACAACAGCAGCAACAGCAGCAGCAGCAACAACAACAACAACAGCAACAGCAGCAAUCGCAACAGUCGGCCGCCCAGCAGCACGCUCAGCAACAGGCACAACAGCGCGCCGGUUACCCGGGAUACGCGGCUCGAAUGCCGCCUCACGGCGCUCCAUCGCCGUCGCCAAUGGCAUCGGCAGCGAACGGCAAAUUGCCUCGUUAUCCGCCGUCGGCUGGAACGCCGUCGGGCAGACAUCCAGGUGGCGCCCCAUCCACGUCAAUGCCAACAUCAACAACACCAGCCAUCUCAUUGCCGCCGUCUUCGAUGGUCGCUUCGACACUACCAUCGCAGCCGUAUCAUUAUCCGCCGGGCACCGUCGAAGCGACAACCGGCAAUCACAUCAAACGCCGAAAGAUGUAUGCUCGCGAGUUGAUUAACGCGACACCUAGAAGGCUUAUCAUGGCUCUACGCUCUGGUUUGGACGCCGAAGCAAUUUGGGCGAUUAAUGCGUUGAACGUCCUUCUAUAUGAUGAUACGAACCCGCAGCCAUCGUUGCAGCAAAUGCCAGGACUUGUAAAUGUGAUUGUCGAGCAUUUAUUUGCCACCUUGACAGUUUUGUACCCGAAACAAUUUGAGAUUGCGGAGCCGGGAAAAAUUUGCGGAUUCGAUUUGCCAUCGGACUCGAGGGCAUUCAUCAAAAAUUUUACGAAACGCGGUGGGAAAGACCUGAAAACGACACUCGAUGUGAUGCCAGUUGUUCCAAAAAAGGGCGACGCGAAUAAAUCGGCCGCUCUCACAAUGAAAUCGAGAAAUGGAAUUCCGGUGCAAUUCAAAGACGAAACGCUUCCGGCGGUUUUGGAGAAACGCUUGAAUCGCGAAAAUCGAUUAUGUGAUGAUAAAAUUGAUGAAUCGCUUUCAUUGGAAUAUGUCGAAAAACGAAACGGUCUCGGUCUUGGUGGUGGCUUAGCCGAACGAAUUGCGGUGCGAUUGCGCGAAAAGCUCAAAUUGGAAAAAAUUGUGACGAAACCAGUUUUUUCGAAAUACAAGGUUUGCAUCGAUGAUUUCGAGCAGCGGCACGACGUUGAGGCCGACAACGAGGAGCCCGAACGUGAUGAGAACAAAGAUGUGGUUCUAUUGUUGCGAGGCGCCACCGACGAGGAGUUGUCCGAAUGCAAGCACGAGAAGGAGUUGAGUGUGCCGCGAUUUUCUGCGUUGUCGGCGAGAAGCGGCGUGUUGUGCGAGCUCGCUCAGCGCGCGUUGGCCCUUUCGAACAUACUGCGAGGAUUCUCGUUUGUGCCCGGAAGUGAGCAGGUGAUGGCUCGACACGAUGCCCUUCUCUAUAUUCUUGGGCGAUUCCUGAGGCUGCUCGUCAAAGAGAGAAAAAUCGUGCAUCAGAAGCGUAGCGUUGUGCUCAAUUGUGAUGAUAUCAAGAGAGAAUCGCCGAUUGAGAGUGUUGAAGAGCAGAAGACGAAAUCGUUGGCGGUGAUGGAUGAUGAUGAUACACUUAGAGCGCUUCUCAUGGAAACUGCGAAUCAAUUGAGAGACGACGCAUUCGUCAUGUUGGCUCAUAUGAGUGUUGCGCUCGAUCUGUCGGAUAUGCGAAACGUUGUCGCGUUUCCCAUCUAUGAUGGCCUAUUGCAUUGGAGCGUCUCAAAUGUUCCGGAGGCUACCGACGCCGCCGCGCCGAGUGUCGUUUCGCCAAGAGAUUACGCGUUGGAGAUUAUGUGCAAAAUGGUGGUGCUCGAGCGAAACGUUGACAUGUUCUUGUCGACUGGCUCGUGGGCACGAGUCGAGAAGCUUAUUCACGUGCUGGCUCGACUUCUGCCGAUGAAUGAGGAGACGCACUAUAGGGAGUUUGCGAUUGUUAUCCUCAACGCGCUUUGUGUUGCGAGCGAGGCGGCUUGCUACACGGCGGCGACCGAAACUCAAGCGGUUGCCCAUUUGAUCAUGUUCAUCGAUGCGGCCGAUCAGAACAUGCACCAAGUGAUGCAGACGCAUGGAAUGAACGCGUUGCGCGAUAAUCCGGAAAUGAUGGGCACCUCAGUGGGCAUGUUGCGUCGCGCUGCUUCGAUGCUUCGAAUGCUUGUGAAGGUGCCCGCUGCUUACAAGAUGUUCUUGAAGCACCAACAGCGAAUGCUGCAAUUCACAAUGAGCCAAUUGAUGGACUCGCGUGUCGCCGGAAUGAUUGCCGACACACUUUUUGAGAUUCAGGGGAAUAUUGACGAGUUUGGCGAUGAGGGCUGUGAUUUGACACCGAAAGGAGAAGCUGAAGGCUCCGAAGUGUCCGAUGAGAAAUGUGAAACGGGUGCUGUUGAGAAUGGCGUCGGAAAAGUGCCAAACGGCGUCGAGCCGAAAACCGAGGAAAACGUCGACGAGGUCGCGGUAAAAUCGGAAACGCCGAUUGCUGAAGAGUCUUGCGAUGGUUAUGAGGAAACGUAUAAAAUGAAGCAGACUGUCCAGAAAAGAAGCGCGAUAAUCGAAGAGAAAUCGAAUUCGCCGCCGGCGAAAAGGAGUUGUUUGUCGAACGGCUAUGAGAAGACGAACUCGUCGGUGACCACUAACGGCUCGUUGUCCGAUGAUGGCGUGAUGACGACCGCUGUCGCAUAA